AUGUGCGGCGACAUUAACGACCGAGUCAUGAAACACCUUCAAUCUUCAUUUAGACCCAAGACUGAUGCCCUAGUGGUUGUGGGUAAAAGGUUAGCCUCUCACCUAUCUUCUGGAUUCGGGGACAAGAUCAUGAUCGCUAUGAGUAGUGAAAUGAGACCUAAGGAUUCAAGAAACAAUCUUAGGGAUAUAGUGAAAAAUGUGUUUGAUACCUUCAUGAACGAGAACUAUCAGAGGCUGUCCAUUCUUUAUGUGAAAGAUCACAAGUCCGGAACACUGGACAAAGUUACGGUUCUUCCCUUUAGGGAAGAUUACUUUGAGGGAAGGAAGAAGGUUUUUGUCAAGACAUGGGACCAUAAGAUGUCCUAUCCAAACGCUAUUUUUGAUUUGUUCCCGCAGUAUUUGGAGUGCAUCUUCCUUUCUGCCGUAAUUAAUUCAAAACUUGGAGAGCAUUCGGUGCGUAGAGAGAUGAUGCACAACGCCACCAAGAACGCUACAGAGCUUUUGGAUGGAUAUAAACUUUUGUUUAAUAAAAUGCGACAAUCAAGCAUUACCCAAGAGAUUACAGAGAUAGUGGUGGCGUCCAAAUUCAAAAAGAAAAAGUAA
This is a messenger RNA of Rattus rattus (black rat), 603 nucleotides long. RefSeq names its product ATP synthase gamma chain-like. The record is from RefSeq and is a predicted model, not a curated record. Bases 1 to 603 code for a protein of 200 amino acids. NCBI's taxonomy places the organism in Eukaryota, Metazoa, Chordata, Mammalia, Rodentia, Muridae. The transcript has a single exon. Gene Ontology annotation, biological process: proton motive force-driven ATP synthesis. Gene Ontology annotation, molecular function: proton-transporting ATP synthase activity, rotational mechanism.